AUGUCCUCAGUGAAUUACAACCAGCCAAUUCACAGUAGAGGUCCUUCUUUGGACAAGUAUUCCGGGAUGACCAACAGCCACAGCAAUAGCAACCUAUACGGUGCUAAUGGCAAUGGUAAUCCCAAUACUAGCCCGAAUCCAACAGAUGGGUCAAUACAUACUACACGAUCGUCAACUGAUGAUGUGAGUAUUGAUGACACCAUUGCGAGUUAUCAUCACACUUUUUGUCAAUUUACUGGACAUUAUAACGGUAUCUGGGACGGAUCUCGUGGCGAUGGAAAUGGUGGACCGAGUGCACCAGGAUCGAAGGCUCGUCAGAAGCUUGAAAAACUCUCUAAAGUACACUUUUCCGAGUUGUCUACAGAUGUAUAUGAUGAACUUGUGAGACGAGUUGAUCCUCUUCCACAUGAAACCGAGUUUUUGGCUCCACGAGAUAAUAUUCAUAGAAAAAGAAACCAAGCCCGUCAAAAACUAGCUAUGCUGUCGCCAUCUCGGUUUAACGACUUAGCUUCUGAUAUUCUGUAUGAGAUUGAAAGAAGGUAUCCCAACUUACGAGCCAACCCUCCUGCAGACAGACCAUCAAUUAGCGAUCCAAACGAUCCCAAUAGUGCUAAAGAAUCACCAGCAUUGGGGUCGACUUCUCAAUCGCCAUAUUUGACUACCCGUCGAUUUAGUAAUGCCUCAGCUGUCUCGAAUGCCACCAGUCGAUAUACUUCUGAAGACUACCAUCUCAGAGACUCUGUAAUGCCACCAAGAAACUCGAGUCUGAAUACCCUGGGUAUUUCUAGUCCCGCUGCAACUCCACCUAUGCCCUCAGAAUCCGCUUUCACCCAUCAACAUAAUGCAUCAAUUGUUCCUCCUCUCCAGGAAGAAGUAUCGAUUCCACCUUCUAACCGAUCUGCCCCAUUGGCUCAACCCAUAAAAUCUACCACGAUUAUCCCCACUAAAUCAACUUUAGUGGAAGAAGACGAUGAUGACGACGAAGAAGGUUUUGAAGAUACAAUUGAUGCGGAUGAUGAGGCUGAUGAGAGCGCUGGUAUAGCUAACAACAGCACUUUCUCGUCAAACGGCUCGGUACGAAACAGUAAACGUCUUUCAAUGCUGACGCCGUUAAGUGAUAUCGAGGAAGAAGCCGAUGCUGCAAGACUAGCUGCUGUUGCAGCUGCUGCAAAUGGUGGCGUAACUGGUGAUAGAGGUGUUCACGAUGUUGCUGAAGACGAAAUAACCCGGGGAGGAUCUUAUGGAAAUGAACAAGAUUCUGCCGGUGGAAUAGAAGAAGGCGAAGAGUCUGAUGACGAGUCUGUGUCAGCCAAGCUCAGAGAUCGUGAUGAGCAGAUUCAAAUGCUUGUUGCAGAAGGUUCACGAAUGGAUGAAACAAUAAACAACCUCGAGUCACGACUUCAAGAAUCUGAGACUGUGAAAACAACUCUCGAGGAAGAAAAUAACCGACUUCACGAUAUGGUUGGUGAAUUAGAAGAGCAACGACAGAAAGCGGUUGACGAAAAAGAGAGUAUCCAAAAGCGGUUGGAGGCUCUUGAACAAGAAGUAGAGGAGUCGAAAGCCGCUAUUGCUGCUCAUGAAGCCACUAUUAAUUCACAUAAAGAAACAAUCGAUAAACUGGGUGAUGAGAAGAAACAGUCUGAGGACGAGCUGUCUCGUGCAACGGGCCUUCUCACUCAGUUACGUGAGGAGCAUGCUAACGAUUCGGAUUUGCAACAAGCCAAUGCAAGACAUGUCGAGACAAUUGCCGGACAUGAAACGACUAUUGAUAAUCUUCAGCGUGAAUUAGAUUCCACCAAGGAGACCCAUUCAAGAGAGAUUGAUGACCUAAAACAGCAACAUGAAAGUCAAAUUGCAGAACUUACCACCAGCCAUUCGACUCUAAAAGAUCAAGUUGACUCUCAUGCCAAUGAGAAAGAAGAACUCACAAAGAGACAUCAACAAGAACUGGAUGAACUUGUGAACUCGCACUCAAUGGCCAUUCAACAAUACAAAACAGAAGCAGAAGAGCACAAGGCUAACCUUGUACUGUUACAAGAGUCCCACAGUGCCUUGGAACAAGAACACAACAAUAUCAAAGACCGUCACGCAGAAUCCUUAUCUAAACAGAACGAGUAUGCUGAGAGCUCUGCUACCCUUAGCAACGAUUAUUUGUUGCUACAAAACAAGCUGACUGAACACGAGACUGUAAGUUCUUACUAA
Messenger RNA from Sugiyamaella lignohabitans, 2202 nucleotides. RefSeq names its product Spa2p (gene SPA2). The coding region runs from base 1 to 2202 and encodes 733 amino acids. NCBI's taxonomy places the organism in Eukaryota, Fungi, Ascomycota, Dipodascomycetes, Dipodascales, Trichomonascaceae. The record is from RefSeq and is a predicted model, not a curated record. The transcript has a single exon. Gene Ontology annotation, molecular function: MAP kinase scaffold activity.